Carassius gibelio (silver crucian carp) is the source of this 1835-nucleotide messenger RNA. RefSeq lists its product as uncharacterized. Gene Ontology annotation, biological process: negative regulation of apoptotic process; protein autophosphorylation; regulation of mitotic cell cycle. The transcript is spliced from 6 exons. Lineage: Eukaryota; Metazoa; Chordata; Actinopteri; Cypriniformes; Cyprinidae. Bases 216 to 1835 code for a protein of 539 amino acids. The record is from RefSeq and is a predicted model, not a curated record. Gene Ontology annotation, molecular function: protein serine/threonine kinase activity; ATP binding. Gene Ontology annotation, cellular component: cytoplasm.
CCGCACAACUAAUCUGAUCUCGUGUGGGUCAGUUCAGCGAGAAUCCGAGCAGAAGCAAAGAUCAUCCCGUAAGAAAACACUCAUCCCAUAAGAAAACAGUCAGUGGAGCUCAGCUCUAGUGUUCAGUGUUAGUAGAUGAUACACUGACAGCUGGAGGAAACACCGACCCUUCAGGAGCAAACCCAGAGUCUUCUUCUUCAGCAGCAGCAGCAGCUAUGGAGAACAACCCAACAGAAAAAGCAUCAAAACACAAGAAUAGAUUUUGUGCAUUCUUCAAAAAGACAUGGCGUGCUGUGAAAAGCGGAGACAAGUGUCGACGUGGAGGCAACAGUGUGGUCCCUCAUCAGUCUGUGUCCGACACAGAUUCAGCUGAUCCUCAGUGUGGUCCGUCCGGCCUCGAACCAGCGGCACAUUGGCAUCUAGCUGAUCCACAGCCAGGUCCCUCCGGCCUUGAGCCAACAGCCCUACAGGAGCAAAGUGAUCCUCCACCGCGUCCAUCCAGCGUCACACCGGUGAACUGUGAUGAAGAACCAGCUGAUCCUGAGCCAGCUGAAGAAAAUCAAGCAAACAAGAAGAAGAAGAAACACAUCUGUGCAUUCUUCAAAAGAGCGUGGCGGGCUGUAAAACGUGCAGCAACACAACAGAAAAAGCACAACAAGGUGGCUCCACUUUGUCCACAGCUUGACACAGAUUCAGCUGAUUAUCAGCCGGAUCCAAACACUAUUGAGUCGACGGCUCUGCAGGAUCUCACUGAUCUUCAGCUGGAUCCAAACAUCAUUGAGUCGACGGCUCUACAGGAUCUCAAUGAUCUUCAGCUGGAUCCAAACAUCAUUGAGUCGACGGCUCUACAGGAUCUCAAUGAUCUUCAGCUGGAUCCAAACAUCAUUGAGUCGACUGCUCUACAGGAUCUCAAUGAUCUUCAGCUGGAUCCAAACAUCAUUGAGUCGACUGCUCUACAGGAUCUCAAUGAUCUUCAGCUGGAUCCAAACAUCAUUGAGUCGACGGCUCUACAGGAACCAGCUGAUCCUCCAGAAGAUCCUCAGUCUGGUUCAUCUGAGCCUGAUCAAGAUCCAGAUGUUUCAGAGAGGACAGCUGUCGUAGGAGCACCUGGUCUUGUGGCAGUGGGUCUGCAGGAUCCAGCUGAUCCUCUUCCAGGCCCGUCUGCUCUUGAUCCAGUAUCCCCCAAAUUUCCAGGUGCAUCCAAGUAUAGACGAAUCACAGAUCAAACCCAUUUCAGAGCAGCCUGUUUCACCGAUCCAACUCCUGUUCCUUUUGAUGAGAUUUAUGAAGUGGGAGAAGAGAUUGGAGAAGGAGGCUUCGGCACUGUGUAUGAGGGGAUUUCCAAAUUUCUACGUGAGCAGGUUGCCAUCAAAUUCAUCCCCAAGUGUGAAACAGACCGGUAUAUUGAAAUACCUGGCUGUUCAAAGCCGCUGUUUGCAGAAGUGGCUCUAAACUUGCUGCUGAAACGGCCUCCGUUAAGCCCCUACAUUGUGCACAUGCUGGAAUGGUUUGAAGAGGACGAUCAGUUCAUCCUGAUCCUGGAAUAUCCACAACCCUGCAAGGACUUGCUCAAAUUCAUGGUUAACAAUAUGCAGCGAGUGAACGAAUCACAGACUCGUAGGCUGAUGUACCAAGCGGUGCUCGGGGCCAAGCACUGUCUUGACCGAGGCGUCUUCCACCGUGACAUUAAGUUGAAUAACUUUCUGAUCAACACAAACACUAACCAAGUCAAACUGAUAGACUUCGGCUGCGGUGACCUCGUGAAAACAUCAGGGUACUUGGGUGAUUUUACAGGUGAGUUUGACGCUUUUUGUUACUGUUGCAGUAAGGCCUAA